UGUUGCUAGUGAUUUUGGGGAUGAUCUGUGCCUGAAAGGGAACGGAGACCUUUCUGAUAGUGACCAUCUAACAGAAGAGAGAGCAGCUCUCGGCUGGUCCUGUGUGGUGGAGGCAUGAGGCAUGUGUGUGUUCCUCUGUCUUCUGUGGCUUGAGAGCAGAGAAGCUUAACUGCUGUCAGGUGCAGCAAAAGGGGAAGGCAUUUUGGGGCAGAGUGGCUCAGGGUCACCUCUUCAUCGGGGUCUGAUCUUUUGUGGGAUCACUGUCAGCUUCAUGCUUUGGAGUUAUUGCAGUUUGCUCCUGUUUGUGAGGAGACAUUGGUGCACUGGCAUUAGCUCAGGUGGCCAUGAUAAAUGGGACCAUACAGGCUUGCUUGCAAGCCUGGGUGUUUAUGUCCGUAGCUGAAGGUGGUGAUGCUAUGGUUCCACUGCAGCUGGCACUAGAAAAAACCUGCAGGUAUCUACCCACACAGCAGUCACCCCUUUGGGUUGCUGUGAUCAUCAGCCAUGAUUUUAAGCAGUGUGGAUGUGACCACACAGCACAGGAAGGAGGCAGGCUUCCAGCAUCCGUGCUCGUAAGCAUUGCACGGCCUGGAAACCUCUGCGUGUCUGAUCUCAGCUGAUCAAAGAUGGCACGGAGGUCAUCUAAACUCAUCAGGUCAUGGUACAGCUGUUCGUGGAAACAUCUCUGGGAAAGGGAAAACAAAUAUCACCUUUUUUUUCAAGUGUCUUAAAUUGUCAGUUCCUCCCCACUGCUUAUUCUGCAGACCUAUUCUCCAUCUGCCAGAGCUGCAGCAGGGUUGGUUGGUGUGGUGGUCAGUGGAGCUGCUCUGCAAUGCAUGCAACAAGAAUCCAGCCAAACCCAUCUGUCCCCUCCUUCCCCACCCUCACCUUGAUGGAGAAGAUUGUUACUGUCAUCUUUAGUGCCUGUGGAAUAAAUUGGACUCAGGGAAGUAACUAUUAACACAGACACUGUACAACUUUCCACAUUCACACAAGUCUCAGGGUUUCAAACACUGACAACUGCUGGCUGGUCCCAUUCCAGUCGCUGUUACACAUCUCGAUAAACCUCUGAAGAAACACAGGGAGGAAAAAUUACGGGGCUUUAAGGCUGUUAAAUGUCACUGGUGUGUUUCUGUGUUUCCUAAGUUUUUUCUUCCCCCUCUCCUCAACUUUUAAAGGAGCUGAGGUGGGAAAUCUCUUGUUCAAACCAUAACCACCUUCUCAGCCUGACUUUUGUGAGCUCACCGAAGAAGUGUGCCUGCCUCUGCCACUGCCUCUGCCGGUCAGCAUCCAGGUCGGAGGCCUUGCAUUGUUGUCCUGCCACAGUCAAGUGGUGGCAGCUUCCUUCUGUGCUCUCUUUGUGGCUGUGGAAAGGACAGGCCCCCCUCUCCUCUGAGUUUGAACUGGAAUGAAAACCCCAGCCUUCAUCAUGAGAGGUAUCUGGCUGAUUGAGUUGAUGGUACUUGUGUACAUCUGGUUUCCCAAGGUUGCUGCUCAGAAUCGCAUAAAAAACCCCAGGGACCAGAAAACAGAGCAUACCCUCUUGAUUAAUGAAGUCAAUGCUGACAGCCCAGGAGAGGACACUUCUGAGUUUGUGGAGCUCUACCACACCAGUGGUCAAACAGCCCGCUUGGAUGGCUACUAUCUGGUCUUCUACAAUGGCAAUGGAAACCGAGCCUACAAAGUUUUGAACCUCCAGGGCAAAGUUACUAACAGCCAGGGUCUCUUUCUCAUUGGCUCCUCUUCUGUGAACCCUGCUAUAGUAAUUCCUAAGAACACUAUCCAGAAUGGUCCUGACGCGAUUGCUCUCUACUAUGGAAAAGGGAAGUACAAAGAGGGCAUGAGUGUCACAAGUUAUGGACUAGUAGAUGCCUUGGUCCAUAAGACUAAGAAAACAGACAGAGCAGAUACACUGGUCAGGGUACUGACCCCUGGCAGAGAUGCUUUCCUGGAGGAUUCCACCUUCAGGACCAUGGAUGAGUCAAUAGAAAGGUGCCAUGGGGCAGAUUCUCAGUGGAUCUUCCAAGUGGCCAUGCCCACCCCAGGCACAGACAACCACUGCCUUCUAACUUCUCAGCUGAACGCAUCUGCUGUCCUGAUCAGUGAGGUCCUUGCUGCCUCUUCUUCUGAAGAGUCCGAGUACAUAGAGCUUCAGGGCCCCCACUCCACCAUGCUGAGGGACAUUGUUCUGGUGCUGAUCGAUGGUCGGACCAAAGACAUUUAUUUCACCAUGGACGUUUAUGGCAAAACCUCACUGGAUGGGCUACUUCUGAUCGGUCCAGCAGAAAGCAAAACCCCAGUGGAUCUGCCGUUCCCAGAGAACACCACCCGUCCUGUUCUCAGAGGUGGCCCCAAUGCUGUUGCCCUCUACAGGGGCAACAGCAGCGGUUUUGUCCCGGGGACGGCGCUGCCGGUGACUAGCCUAUUGGAUGCCUUCGUGUACACAAGCAAUGAGGAACCAAACCCUGAGCUGCUGGAGACCCUGACCCCUGGCAGACCUGCCUUCAAGGAAAACCGGCACCAGCUGGGACGUGUGUCCAUGAGCCAGUGCAACUGCUGCUCUGUGACCCGGGACUCCUUGUCCUAUAUCCUCAGCAGUCCCACCCCUGGCAAGUUCAAUGACUGUCCCAGCAAACGCUUCAGCCAGACUCUCUCCUUUUGCCUUCACACAGCAGAUUGUCAGGAGUGGCUCCUGAAGUCACAAGAGAUCCUGAUGACUCUGGUCCAGGCCCUGGAUGGAUCCUGCAGUUGCGGAAUCUCUGCUGCCUACUUCAAAGAGCCAAAGGCAGCCUGCCAGGACCUGGGGCUUGUGUUCACCACUCUGCUAACUGCUAAGUCAGAGGACCAGAUGAGCAGCCUGCUGCUAGCCUUCAAGACCUUCCUAGAGACGCCCAAACUUGUGAGUUUUGACAGAAGAAACAUCACAGCAGAAAGCUCCUGCUUCAAGGAUGUUAAUGUGCCAGACUUGCCUCCAGGUGUCCCAUCAGAGAUACCUGAAGGGACUCAAGAACCUUGUGUGCAAGUGGCCAAGCUACUCAUCAAUGAGGUGAACCCAGACAACCCAGGGGGUGGGGAGAAUGCAGAGUACAUCGAACUCUUCUACACUGGACAGACACGCUUUGACCUCCAGGGAUACUGGUUGGUCCUCUACAAUGGUAAAAAUAGCCGGGCCUACCAGGUGUUGGACUUGUCUGGACACCACACAGAUGACCUGGGUUACUUCCUGGUGGGGAGCAGUGCUGUGAGGCCGGCACCCAUGAUCAGGCUGCCCCCCAACACCAUCCAGAAUGGGGUGGACGCAGUAGCUCUCUACUACAGCAACACCAGCAUCUAUUCAGUGAGCAUGGCUGUGACUGCAGAGGGGCUGGUGGACGCUGUAGUGUACACGUCCCGGAUGCAGGAGAAGGCAGACCAGCUGGUCAAAGUGCUGGUACCAGGGCAGAGCAUCCUGUAUGAAAAUGAUUCUCACAGCACCGAGGAUGAGUCUCUGAGCCGCUGCCACAGCCUGAGUGCAAAACUCCAGAGCAGCUUCCAGGUGACCGCAGUGACGCCGCUGGGGGAGAAUUUCUGCAGCAGCUCCUCAGCUCUGGUCCCUCCUGCUGUCCAUAUCAGUGAGCUGUGCCUGGCCGGUGGCACUAACCCCUACCGCUUUGUUGAGCUGGAGGGGAAGCCUGGCACCAGCCUGGGAGGGCUCAGCCUGGUCUUCUUUUCGGGGAAGGAGGGCAAGGCACAGGCCAGCAUCUCACUGAAGGGCACCAUCGGAGCCACGGGGCUGUUUGUGUUUGUGCUGGACGGAGGGCAUGGGCAUGGUGAGGCUGAUGGCACAGCUCUGCCGUGUGGUUUGUCUUCAAACAAGUGGGCAGAUAGAACAAACCUGACUUUCAAGGACAUCUCUGCUGCUAGUGAAGGCUCCAGCGCUAUUGCUGUGUAUAGCACCAGCUUGAUUCCUGGUGGCACAAAGGCAACAUCAGAGAACUUGGUGGAUGCCUUGGUUUAUACGUGUGAGCCCAGCACAGCUGGAGGACACUUGGACUUCCUCGGACCAUCUUACGCUGUGCCCUGCAAGGAUGACAGGCCUGUGUCCCUGAGCCGUUGCACCUGCAGCAACGCCAGCACAGAGCUGCAGUUUGCCAUCUCAGACCCUACGCCUGGCCUGCAGAACAGCUGUCCCCAAGAUGCCUUCGCGGUAGAUCUCCAUCUCUGCUUCCUGACACCGAACUGUUCCAUGUGGACCCUGCACCACAGGAGGAUGCUGGAAAGGUUGGGAAGGGUCUUGGUGAGCUCCCUAGAGGGGAAGUGCUCCUGCGGCAUCUCUGAGUUCUACCUGCAAGAGCUGAACCUGACGUGUGUGGGCUCCCUAUUGAAGGUCUGGGGCCAGGUGUGGGCUCGGCAGCCAGAGCAGCAGCAGUCCAUAGAGACUUGGCACCAGGACUUCCUGGCCAGCCCCCACCCCUUCUCUGUGGAUGGAAGAGUGCUGAAAACCAGUCCCAAUUGCGUUGCACCAAAAAAUGCACCGUCCGUGUCACACAGCAAUGCUUCCUUCCAGGGCUGGAAAAUCGCCCUGCUGGUUGUGGGAUUUGUCCUGCUCGCGUUCUUGUUCGUCAGCCUGGCAUUUUACUUCAUCAAAAGGCAUCCCCAAAAUUACACCAAUAUCGAAAUGAAUGACCGUGGGGAGAUUGCAGCAGACUUCUAAUGCUCCUGGGCACAGCUGCAGCAACAGGGUCUAACAACACUGGAGCCAGGCAUGUGUCUUUGUGGGGGGAAGACUGGUUCUGGUUGUCCAGUCCCCCCAUCCACCGGGGUUGCUGCAAGGACCUGCAAAAUGCCCAGGAUAUGUGUGUGUAUAUGUACAGCUGUCUGCCUCUGUGUGUGUGUGUUUACAAAUACCUGAAUUAUUUUUACACUUCUAAAUUUUUACCUCAGACUAAAAGGGUUCAAAGGAUAGGCUGGAGACAACUUCUAGGAAAAGUUUGUGUUAAGUGUGGUGACCAGAAAGAAAGAAGCCUGCUUGGCUGAUACAGAGGAAAGACUCUCAAGAUUCGCUGCUGGGUGAUGAACCAAGGCCACCCCCCCCGGCAGACAUUUCCAUCUGGCAGGCAAGUCCAGUUUCUACUCCCUCUGGACUCUACUGAUGCAGUGAAAGUACAUCAGCCUCCCUUGAGCCCUUCUUCUGAGGGUAAGGGGGUUCUCAGCAUCGUGCCCCUCUCUGCGUGAGCAGCUCUGCACCACCAGCAGUCUGCACCAGGGAGAGCCCUUGCUGCUGGGGACCACAACCAGGAGGAUGUCCUGCCCAGAAAAAGGGUUUAGAGGAGAGACGAAUACCCAGCUCAUGCCCAGAUACAACUCUUACUUGUAUGGUCUUGCCCAUAUCCUGGCCAGACAGGCGGCAGGAGCAGUGCCAGGCUUCAGAUCUGCUGAGAAUUUGGGGUGAGGAGGGUGACCCAGGUGGAAUCUGCUCAGUAAAAGAUUGUUUCCUACACAAGUGUGAUUUA
Messenger RNA from Phalacrocorax carbo (great cormorant), 5492 nucleotides. Lineage: Eukaryota; Metazoa; Chordata; Aves; Suliformes; Phalacrocoracidae. The record is from RefSeq and is a predicted model, not a curated record.